This is a messenger RNA of Bacillus rossius redtenbacheri, 527 nucleotides long. RefSeq lists its product as uncharacterized. The record is from RefSeq and is a predicted model, not a curated record. Bases 4 to 402 code for a protein of 132 amino acids. The transcript is spliced from 3 exons. Lineage: Eukaryota; Metazoa; Arthropoda; Insecta; Phasmatodea; Bacillidae.
CGCAUGUCGCCUCGCCGGCUGCGGCGCUGGCGGCGCUGGCGGUUCGCUCUCUCGCCGCGCAGAGUGCGCUGCGAGCAGUCGGGGAACAUGACGUCACACUCGGAGUCACCCAGCCCCAGCACGGCGGCGCGCAGGUUGUCCAACAUGGCGGCCGCGGUCGCCUGGGAGCGCGCCAUCUUGCCGCCCAGCCAGCUCAUGCCGAACCUGGAAGGACAGGUCGAAGCAAGAGCCCGGGUCGGCCAGCAGGGGCUGCCGCUGGGGGUGUCGGCGGGGCCGCGGGGGCGGACUGCCCAGGCGCUUGUCGAGGCGAGGGGCCAGCACUUCCCCCAGGAUCUGCCCCGCCACGUAGCCGCGGCACAGCUUCUGCCACGCGGACGGCGCAGUGAAUCACGUAAGAACUAGAACAAGCCGCAGCGUGUGGACGCACCUGUGGAAGCUCAUCGUCUCGAGGGCCUCGUCGAAGUCCCCGGCGCUGCUGUUCGCCGCGGGGACCUCCAGGUGGACCAGGUCUGGGCCCAGCAGCAGGU